GGUUUGAUUGUCAUCUUCCACACCUUUUGACUUAAAAUACCCCAAACUGCACACUCAGCAGAUUAAGACUGAAAUUUUGGGUUUUACAAGCUAGGAAGGAAGGAUCAUGGGGCUAGCUUCAUGCGUUGUUAACAAUUUUAUGGCUUUUUCUGUGCUUCUGCUGUGUUUUGUCUCCAUCAGUAUUGCGGCUGCCGGGAAACAGGUGCAGGAGGAAGGGCAGAAGCUGAGGUUUGGGCAGAAUGGGGAAUUUAAGAUAGUGCAAGUGGCUGACAUGCACUAUGCUAAUGGGAAGACGACGAAGUGUUUGAAUGUGCCUUUCGAUCAGGAGGCUGGCUGCUCUGAUCUCAAUACCACCGCUUUUACCCAGCGGAUAAUUCUAGCCGAGAAGCCCGAUUUUAUUGUUUUCACUGGAGACAACAUCUAUGCACGUGAUGCCACUGAUGCAGCGAAAUCUUUGGAUGCUGCCUUUGCACCUGCGAUUGCAUCAAAAAUACCAUGGGCAGCUGUUUUGGGGAAUCAUGACCAGCAAGGCAACCUAUCAAGGGAGGGUGUCAUGAAACAUAUAGUUGGAUUGAAGAACACUAUGUCUAAAAUUAAUCCUCCAGAUGCACCUGGUAUUGAUGGUUUUGGUAACUAUAACCUGGAGGUUGGUGGAGUUGAGGGGUCUGGUUUUGAAGACAAGUCUGUUCUCAAUCUAUACUUCCUUGACAGUGGAGAUUACUCCACAGUUCCUUCCCUUUGUGGCUAUUAUGAUUGGAUUAAGCUUUCUCAGCAGCUUUGGUUUCAAAACACUUCUGCAAAGCUUCAGAAAGCCUACAUGAGCCCACUGGAGGCUCAGAAAGCCUACAUGAGCCCACUGGAGGCUCAGAAAGCCUACAUGAGCCCACCGGAGGCUCAGAAAGCUGCUGCUCCUGGAAUUGUAUAUUUUCACAUCCCAUUGCCUGAAUUUGCCAGAUUUGACUCGUUGAAAUUCGUUGGAGAAAAACAUGAAAGCAUUGGCUCUGCACCUGUGAAUUCAGGCUUCUUCACAACCAUGAUUGAGGCAGGGGAUGUGAAAGCUGUUUUUACUGGUCAUGAUCAUAUCAAUGACUACUGUGGUGAGUUGAAUGGCAUACAACUUUGUUAUGCUGGAGGUUUUGGAUACCAUGCCUAUGGGAAAGCUGGAUGGCCAAGGAGAGCAAGGGUGGUGGUAGCAUCUUUAGAGAGGACUGAAGAGGGUACUUGGGGAGCUGUUAAGUCCAUCAAGACAUGGAAGCGCCUUGAUGAUGAACAUCUCUCAACUAAAGAUGAUCAGGUCCUUUGGAGUAAGAGCUCUGCAGGUAACAAGAGAAAGGAAUCAGUGGUGCUCACGAGGAGCUCUAGCUGAGCGUUAGCCGGCAACGCUUUGAGAAUGCCGGCUUUGAUGUCGGUUCAAAUGGAACAUUGUUAGUCGUGUUUAUUUUAAUGAUUUGGUGACUAAUUGUUUGCCUAUGUGUAACUGUUUGCUGUAACCUGUAAGGCAGCCGACAAUGAUCUGUCCACCAACUGUAUUAGCUGGACAGAAAAUUGAUCUAAAUAAUGCCAUUUAAAUUAU
Molecule: messenger RNA, 1573 nt
Organism: Rubroshorea leprosula
Lineage: Eukaryota; Viridiplantae; Streptophyta; Magnoliopsida; Malvales; Dipterocarpaceae
Source: the annotation of a GenBank genome assembly